Molecule: messenger RNA, 4501 nt
Organism: Labrus mixtus (cuckoo wrasse)
Lineage: Eukaryota; Metazoa; Chordata; Actinopteri; Labriformes; Labridae
Product: anoctamin-4-like
Exons: 29
Coding region: 188-3649 (1153 amino acids)
Biological process (GO): chloride transmembrane transport
Cellular component (GO): plasma membrane
Molecular function (GO): protein dimerization activity; chloride channel activity
Source: RefSeq, a predicted model, not a curated record
CCGCAGAGAUAGGCUGGCAUGAUGGAGCGGAGGUGAGUUGAUAUUGGGGGACAAGUCUGGAAAAUAAGCGCUUGAAUACAACAAAAGUGGGUGGAGUUAAGAUUGCCGUAGGUAGAGGAAAGAUAGUUUCCGUCACACUACUCCAAGCCAUGCGUUAUGAUAACUGUGACCUCCGCUUGUGAAGAGGAUGCUCGAGCAUGAAGCAGCGGCAGACAUGCGGCUGGUCCAUCGGAUCAACACAGGUAUGAAGAUCCAGGCGGGGAGCGAGCACAUGGGGUGCGGCGGAGUCGGAGAAGGUCAGGAGAGCCAGGUCAUCUGUCUCCAAUGUCAGGACGAGGGUGUGAGGGUCUGUCCGGGAAGUCCGCGCAGUCCUCGCCGCGCUAUCGCGACGCGUCUCUCCUCCGGAUCCGCAGACCGUGAGCCCAGCAGUGGCAGCUACAAUGUCUCUUCAGGAACCUUCUACAGCUGCGUCAGUCAGAUCACCAUCGGGUUUGACCUGGGGGGUCAAGUUGCCAUUGGUUUCUCCCACUGGAAGAGUCCUUUCCCUGGGAGCAGCCAGAACCUUCCGAGUCCAGACUGCGUUCACUCUGAGGCCUCUGCAGUCCCGCCCAGCAGCGAGCACCUGGAGCCAGUGUCCUGCCCGGCGUCGCUGUCCAUCAGCCCGCUGCCCACCUUCAGUGCAAGCCAGGAAACGCUCUGUGACAGCAGCACAAGUGUGAGUUUAUCUCUACAUGGGUUUGAGCCCCACCAGCAGAGCCCCCACCAACGCAGAGUCCCGCUGCAGCCCUCCGCCUCAGGCUUCAAGGCAGCGGAGAGAACCCUCGCCUUCUCCUCCUGCGGGAAGGAGGCAGACAUCAUCAUGGAGGAAUCCUCGGCUGAAGCCCCGGACUCCAGCACUCAAGACGAUGUGCCUCCCCUUGAUGUGAAGGAUGUUAAUGUGCUGCUUGAGAGGGUGAGGUCUGGCGACACCAGCAGCCCGUCCCGGGAUGACGACUCCACCUUGCUGAACCCGGGGACCCCCAGCAGCAUCCUCGACGAAAACUCAAAGUCUAAUUCUGGGCUCCCAGAGGCGAGGAGUAAAUCCAGCGGCCUUUGUUUCAGCGAUGGAAAAAGCAGUAUCGACUACAUCCUGGUCUACAGGAAGUCCAGCUCCCUGUCAGAGAAGAGGGAGGUGUUUGAGCGGAACAUCCGUGCAGAGGGCUUACAAAUGGAAAAGGAGGCCUCUAUAACAAACAGUGAUGUGAUUUUUCUGAAGCUUCAUGCUCCAUGGGAUGUUCUUUGUCGCUAUGCAGAGCUCAUGAACAUUCGCAUGCCUUUCAGGAGGAAAAUAUUUUAUAUGAACCGACGGCACAAGUUCAUGAGCAGGAUGGAAAAACGUAUCAACAAAUUUCGUGGCUGGCUUCCCCGCAAACCCAUGAAGUUUGACAGCGACACUCUGCCUGACCUGGAGGAGAACGAGAGCUUUACCGCCCCCUUCAGUCGAUCACGAAUUCAUCAUUUCAUCAUCCACAACAAAGACACAUUCUUCAACAACGCCACCAGGAGCCGCAUCGUCCACCACAUCCUCCAGCGGGUCAAAUAUGAGGAGGGUAAAAAUAAGAUGGGGCUUAAUCGUCUUUUGAGCAAUAACUCGUAUGAAGCAGCUUUUCCUCUUCAUGAGGGGAGGUACCACAGCAAGAACUCCAUCAGAACACACGGAGCAGAAAACCAACGACACCUGCUGUACGAGUGCUGGGCCUGGUGGGGGGUAUGGUACAAAUAUCAACCCCUGGACCUCAUCAGGUACCUUCAGAGGUAUUUUGGGGAGAAGAUCGGUCUGUACUUCGCCUGGCUCGGCUGGUACACGGGGAUGCUGUUUCCUGCGGCUUUGGUCGGCCUCUUGGUAUUCCUGUACGGUUUCUUCACUCUGGAGCACUGCCAGGUCAGUAAAGAAAUCUGCCAGGCCACUGACAUCAUCAUGUGCCCUAUCUGCGACCAGUACUGCCCCUACCUGAAGCUGUCGGACAGCUGCAUCUACGCCAAGGUCACACAUCUCUUUGACAACGGAGCAACUGUUUUCUUUGCUGUGUUCAUGGCUGUUUGGGCAACCGUCUUCCUGGAGUUCUGGAAGAGACGCAGAGCCGUCCUCGCAUACGACUGGGACCUUAUCGACUGGGAGGAAGAGGAGGAGGAAAUUCGACCCCAAUUUGAGGCAAAAUACUCCAAGAAGGAGAGGAUGAAUCCCAUCUCUGGGAAGCCGGAGCCUCACCAAGACUUCACCGACAAAUACAGCCGUCUCAUCGUCUCAGCGUCUGGGAUCUUCUUCAUGAUCCUGAUUGUGAUUGCCGCUGUGUUUGGCAUCGUCAUCUACCGCGUGAUCACCGUCAGCACCUUUGCGGCCUUCGGCUGGGCUCUGAUCAGGAACAACUCUCAGGUGGCGACCACGGGAACAGCAGUCUGCAUCAACUUCUGCAUCAUCAUGCUCCUCAACGUGCUCUAUGAAAAGGUUGCUCUUCUUCUCACUAAUUUAGAACAACCCAGGACGGAGUCGGAGUGGGAGAACAGCUUUACACUCAAGAUGUUCCUGUUUCAGUUUGUCAACCUCAACAGCUCAACUUUCUACAUUGCCUUCUUUUUGGGAAGAUUUACAGGCCGGCCUGGUGCAUAUCUACGCCUCAUCAAUCGCUGGAAACUGGAAGAAUGUCACCCCAGUGGUUGUCUUAUUGACCUCUGUAUGCAGAUGGGGAUCAUUAUGGUGCUUAAACAAACCUGGAACAACUUCAUGGAGCUCGGCUACCCGCUGAUCCAGAACUGGUGGACCCGGCGGAGGCUGAGGAGGGAGCACGGAGAGACUGCCAAGGCCAGCUUCCCUCAGUGGGAGAGAGACUACAACCUACAGCCAAUGAAUGCCUACGGACUCUUUGAUGAAUACUUAGAAAUGAGUAUGUUGGUUUUACAGUUUGGCUUCACCACCAUCUUUGUGGCAGCUUUCCCUCUGGCUCCUCUCUUAGCGCUGCUCAACAACAUCAUCGAGAUCCGCCUGGACGCCUACAAGUUUGUCACACAGUGGAGACGACCUCUGCCUUCGCAAGCCAAAGACAUCGGGAUCUGGUACGGUAUCCUGGAGGGAAUCGGCAUCUUGUCCGUCAUCACCAAUGCCUUCGUCAUCGCUGUUACCUCAGACUUCAUCCCUCGCCUCGUUUACGCCUACAAGUACGGACCGUGUGCUGGCCAGGGCCGAGCAGGAGAGGGCUGCAUGAUGGGAUACGUUAACGCCAGUCUCUCGGUGUUUCGAGUGUCCGACUUCGAGAAGAGAUCUGAGCCGCAGAUGUCUGGCUCUGAGCUCAAUGGAGAAGCGGUCAACUAUUGCAGGUAUCGUGACUACAGGGAGCCUCCAGACUCUGCUGAGCCGUACUCGUACACUCUACAGUUCUGGCACGUACUGGCAGCCCGUCUGGCUUUCAUUAUUGUGUUUGAGCAUAUGGUCUUUGCUAUCAAAACCCUGAUCGCGUACCUGAUCCCCGACCUCCCCAAGGACCUGCGGGACAGGAUGCGCAGAGAGAAAUAUCUGAUCCAGGAGAUGAUGUAUGAGGCCGAGCUGGAGAGACUGCAGAAGGAGAAAAAUGAGAAAAAGAGGAAAGACAGGACCCAUCACAAGGAGUGGCCCUGAACGCAGUGACAGGUUUUCAGCUGGUGUUUGGUGUUCACUGCACCGUGGAGGACGGAGAAGAGUGCUGGGUUUCCUGCAUGAUACUGGAGCCUCUCACCAUGUCAGACCAGCACCACCUGGUGGACUAUUGAUGAACUGCACCCUUCAUGGGCUUGGUGGUUACCUCUGAGUCCCUUUCCUCUGAACACACACGAGAUGUUCUCUUGAACAUUUGGCAGUGGGUUUUGCUACUUUAGUUUUUCAGAUGGUUUCUACCACUUUGGACUUAACAGUGUAUGUCUUCAGAUCCUGAAUGUAGACUUCAAACCAGACUCAACGUUUAACGAAUUCUUGUCUUAAAUGAGGGGCACACUCUCCAAAGCUUACUGAAUGACAAACCCUGUUUACAUUUCUCCUUUCUUAAGGAGUCGACAUUUUGCUUUACUGUAAAUACAGAUGUUUAAGGAUAUCCGCUUUGCUAAAGUCUAGUGCAAUAACUAAUAGAGAAUGUCAUCUCAGAAAUCGCAGUGGGAUUCUGGCUGGUGAAAGCUGGACUGUAAUUCUUGAUUGUUUUGAUGAAACCUGGACAGUAUUGCUUGAUAGAUGGCUGGUAAUUAAACUGCAUUGAGUUGGAAAUCGCAGCAAAGGGAUAGAGCGUUCAAAUGAAAGUGUGAAUGACGCAGCUGUUGUCCAGCGGGGAGAGAAACUGAGAUGAACAUAUAUGGGUUUUCUUGCUCAGCGAGCUCACAAAUAAAAGUAACUUAGAGAUCUAUUCAGUCCAAGCUGUGACUGUGUUCACACUGGGUUUGAAUUGGAAAUGCUUCCAUUUUGAAUUAAGACAGUAAUAAACAUAUUUAUUGUAAAGAAGUCUGA